Eimeria mitis is the source of this 2997-nucleotide messenger RNA. RefSeq lists its product as uncharacterized. The record is from RefSeq and is a predicted model, not a curated record. Bases 1 to 2997 code for a protein of 998 amino acids. The transcript is spliced from 11 exons. NCBI's taxonomy places the organism in Eukaryota, Apicomplexa, Conoidasida, Eucoccidiorida, Eimeriidae.
AUGCAACACAUUCAGCAGCAGCAGCAGCAGCAACAGCAACAGCAGCAGCAGCAGCAGCAGCAGGAACGGCAGCUACAGCAGCAGCAGCAGCAGCAGCAGCAGCAGCAGCAGCAGCGCAUGCAGCAGCAGAACGACCCAACAAUGGCAGCAGCAAACCGAGCUCGGCUUCCUGCUGCUGCUGAUGCAACUGGGGGUGUUGCAGCAACCGCGCCGCCACCGCCAGUAGCAGCAGCAGAGGAGCAGGAACAGCGCAGCAGCAGCACAGCAGCAGUAGCAGCAGCAGCAGCAGUAGCAGCAGCAGCAGCAGCAGCAGCAGCAACAAAAAAAGCAGCAGCAGAAGCAGUUUGUGUUUGUCUGCUGCAGCUGCUGCCUGACCCGGAGACGCUCGCGAAGGUGGCGGCCUAUCCCCGCGAACGGCAGGUGGAUCUGAUAGUUCGGUUGCUGCAGAAGCCGCGAGGAGCUCAGGUGGUGCAGCAGCUGCAGCUAGCUGGGCAUGUUGCUGCUGACGUGUGUGCUGAGGCCAUGGCUAGCUGCAGCAGCAGCGCGCAGCAGCAGCAGCAGCAGCAGCAGCAACAGCAGCAACAGCAGCAGCAACAACAGUUGCGACAGCGGCAGAUACAGCAGCAACAGCAACAGCAGCAGCAGCAGCAGCAGAUGCAGGCACAGUACCAGCAGCAGCAGUAUCAGCAGCAGCAGCGGCUGCAGCAGCAGCAGCAGCAGCAGCAGCAGCAGCUGUGCCCGCAGCCAUCCGAUUCUCAGGGGCCUCCAAUAAAGCGCGCGCGCGUCAGCAGUAACAGCAGCAGCAGCAGCAGCAGCAGCAGCAGCAGCAGCAGCUAUUUUUCCCGGGGAGAAUCCAGCAUAGAAGGAGAGCGCAGGUUGUUCAGGCCGCAGCUGCUGCGGCAGCGGCCUAAGUUUAUAAGUAUGAUGAGGCGUCAGCUGCCGCUGUGUGGGGGGGAUGAGCAGCAGCAGCAGCAGCAGCAGCAGCAGCAGCAGCAAAUGCUGCUGCUGCAGAGACGCGGAUGGUCGUGGACGCUAAACCCAUCUGCUGCUCAGGUGGUGCAGCAGGAGCAGCAGCUGCGGCAGCUGCUGCAGCAAGAGCUGCAGCAGCAGCACAUAAUGAGGCCUGCAACAGGUCCUAGUAUAGCACAGCAGCAGGUGCAGCAGCAUCAGCAGCAGCAGCAGCAGCUGCUGCAGCUGAUGCAGCAGCAAGAGGACCAGCAGCACAACAUGCUGCGACUGUAUCUACACCGCAGGCUGCAGCAGAUCCUAAGACAAACAAAAAUACGUUUAGGCGUCUCCGUUGUUGCUGCUGAGGAGACAGCUCUCGUUGAUAGACUUCUUGCUGCACUGCAACUCAGGCUCACGUUGCUGGCUCCUUGCUUGGAGGCUAUAUCUCACUACCGCGUGGACCGAAUCUUUUCUCGUUUGAUGAGCAGCAGCAGCAGGUCCCCCGCAUGCACACAAGCAGCAGCAGCAGAAAAUAUUGGGGCUGAAACCGCAGGCAGCAGCAGCAGCAGCAGCGAAGCAGCAGACGCACAGGACUUGGCAGCUACAGGUGUUGAUGAAGAUUGGGGUGAUGGAGCAGCAGCAGCAGCAGCAGCAGCAGCAGCAGGUCCCCCGCAUGCACACAAGCAGCAGCAGCAGAAAAUAUUGGGGCUGAAACCGCAGCUUUGCUUCUCUGUCUUAGCGGAGUUAUUUCUGCGGCGGGACAGUGACCAGCAGGUGAGACUUCACCGCCUCAAUGAAGGCCGGAGACGCGUGAAGCAUCGGCUGAAGGCCAGGGGAGCUGCGGGGGGUCCGCAGGCAUCGAAGACAGAGGAGGCGGACGUUGCUGCGAGCGCCGCUGGAGCUACUGCUGCAGCAGCAGCAGCAGCAGCAGAUGCUGCUGCCGCUGCAGGCGGCAGCAGGGGAGCUGCAGGGUUUCCGGAGGAGCAGCAGCAGCAGCAGCAGCAGCAGCCAGCAGAAGUAGCGCUGGAGAAGGCCCAAGAAUUCGCCGAGGUAGCUCACAGCCAGCGGCUGCUGCUGCUGCGGCUGACGGCCUUGGAUCUGCGGGCUUUGUUGCAGCUGCCGCCAGCAGAGUGUCUCGCCCCCCUCUCUUUCAGCAGCAGCAGCAGCAGCAGCAGCAAUAGCAGCAGCAACAGCAGCAGCAACAGCAGCAGCAGCAAAAGCAACAGCAGCAGCAACACGCCUUAUGCACCGAACCCGAGCCGUCUGCUGCAGUACCUGGAGCUGCUGCACUUUGACCUGCAGGCGGAGCCGCCGCGGCUGCCUCCUGCUGCUGUUCGUCUUGCUGCUGCACCAGCAACGCCUAUGCUGCACCAUCAGUAUCAGCAGCAGCACCAGCAGAUGCAGCAGCAGCUGCAUGCUGCUGCUGCUGCUGCUGCAAGCAGACCGCAGAUGCUCACAAAUACUGCUGCAGCAGGGGCUAACAGAAACAGAAAGAAAGCUGCUGCUGCUGCUGCUGUUGCUGCUAUAGUAUUAGAAGCAGAAGACAAGAAGCGUGCUGCGCUGCUGCAGCAGCAGCAAGAUAUGUUUAUGCAGCAGCAUGGUGCUGCUUCUCGCUACCAUGAGCAGCUACUCAGGCAGCAGGGAGCAGCACCGACGCAGCAGGAGCUGCUGCAGCAGCAGCAGCAGCAGCAAGAACAACUGCAUCAGCUGCAGCAGCACCUCCUCAGGGGAACGAGUGCCAGUAUGCAUGCACUGCAGCAGCAGCAUCUGCAGCAGCACCGCGCAGCAGAAGAAGCAAACCGUCACCGUGUUGCUGCUGCUGUUGCUUCAGCUGCUGCUGGUGCUGCUGCUGGCAUGCACACCCCGGGGCAUCCGUCGCAGCUGCAGCACCAGCAGCAAAUGCCUACAGCAGCAGCAGCAGCAGCAGCAGCAGCAGCAGCAGACAAGCGGCAGCAAGCCCCCUUGCCCCGCUUCACUGACUCUCUUGCUGCUGCAGGCCGCACGUCGGAGCUGCUAAUCCCAGAGGUGGAGGAAGAGGAUUUCUUAUGA